CUUCGUGAACGCCUCGCCGUUGCCAGUGCGCAUUGCUACACUCCGUUUGAGCCGCGCUCUUUCAGUGGCGUCGCGCGCGCGUACUUGCUCACCGUUCCGCGUCACUUGAAGGAGGCCGUGUCCAGCGCGAACAGAAAGCGAGCUGCGAUAAAAAGGAAAAAAAAGUUAACAAGCAAUAUAAGCAAGCGGUCAAGAGAGCAGCAGCAUCAAAAGCGGUGGCAGCUCGGCAAGCUUCGUACGAGAGUGCGCACGAACAAACGCACACACCGGUGGUGCCGGUCCCCCCCAACGCCGCUGCCGCAGCUCGCCAGUCCGUUGACCGGUCGCGAGUGUAGCAGACGACGCGCGGUGCUGACGGUGCCUACCAGCAGACGACGGCGACGUCUUCGAGCAGACGACACGGCGUGUGUUUGUGUGUGAAGUGCGUGUGUGUGCGUGUAAAUUCAAGCAGACGAGAUCAUGGUCGGCCUUCUGGUGCGUGCCGGCCCGAAGCCAAUCUUCGAGCCAAUCGAAGCUGUCUUCUGCCCUUCCAUCUCGGACAAGCUCGCGGCCUGCGGAAGCCGCCGCCGACAAAUCGGCGGCGGCUGGGCCGACAUGGAGGCGGCCGAGCGGAGGUCGGCGGUCCCCGAACUGCGGCCGCCGUCCACAAGACUCUCUGGGGCAGAACACAGGGCAAGGGCACCGUCUCUUGGCUACUUGCAACGAAGUCAGAGUCUGAUACCGCAGAGGAGGCCGUCCAGAACAGCCCGGGAACGCAUUGUCACGAACUGCCUGCUGUACCAGAACGUUGGGGAACUCCAGCAUAUGAUAAAGCAGUCAGCGAAAGAAAGGCUUCAGCUGGAACGUCAAGUGGCUCACCUGCACCAAGCCAUUCGAUUGCAGAAGGAAAGAAUCGAGCACGAGUACCGACUUCGGCUUCGAGAUGUGGAGGAUCGUCUUAAGGAGCAGGAAUCCCAGCUAACCCAGCUGCAGAAGGAGCUGGAUGACCGUUGCGAAAUCAGCGCCGACCUGGAGCGGCAACUGCUUGAAGCCCUGGAGCAGAAGAUCGAGGUCGAGGCCCAGAACGCAACCCUCGAGGAGGAAGUCGCCAGGCUACGGACGGCGGAGACGGAGCUGCGCGUGCGCUCGGCUGAGCUGGAGGCCGCCCGGGGCGAGGCGUCCGCCCUGGAGACCCUGGUGGGCCAUCUGCGACAGGCGGCCGACCAGCGCCGCCUGCUCGAGAGGCAGCACGCGCAGGCGCUGCAAGAAGUGCGAGCCGCGAAGGCGGCCGCCGCGGCCGCCAAGGGCUCGGCCGAGGCUGCGCACCUGCUCGCCAUACAGACGCUCGAGUCCAGGGUGCGUGAGCUGCAGAAGAAAUGCGAGCUCCAGAACGUGUUGCACGAGGAGCUGGUGCUGGAGAUGGCCGCUCUCCGGCGGCAGCAAAUGCAGCAGCAGAGGACGCGGACGGCCAGGGAGUCCUGGAGGUCCGGACGCUCUCUGUCUGCGGAGGUGGUGCCUUCGGACCUGGGCGACCGCACGAGCCUGCAGAUUUCCGACCACCUCCUGCUGGAGGCCGAGCGCUCGUCCAGCUCGAGUCCGCGGGGCGGAAGCAGCGGCGGCGCGCGGUCGGCCUCGCCGACGCCCCUGAUGGACGUCAUCACCACCGCGACCACGACCACCUCGUCCUCCUCGCGGCCUUUCCUGGACAUGGCCCGCUCGGCCGGCACCGACGCCCUCUCGCAGCUGGCCGCGGCCGCGGCAUCGGCGGCGGGAGGAGGGGCCGGAACGCCUUCCUUAACCUGCUCCUCGGUUCUGACGCUUUAUUUCCAACGUGAACCUCGGCGUAUCACUUUGUCGGAGUGCAAGCACAGCACGGAGUUGUCGUUGACUCGCGCGUCCCCUGCGACCACUUCGACUACGAGGGAAGUGGACCGAAUCUUGGCGAGGAUCCAGCAGGACAACCGGGUCCUGGCCGAACUCGAGAAAUCCAGGGCAACCAUCGGCUCGCCGGUCUCCGUGGCCAAUCUGGAGCGGCUUCGGCAAAACAUCGAGGCCGGAGAAGCCGCCAACUACGGCAUGUCGGCAACCGGCGCGGACUCGCUGUCGGCCUCGGUCGCUGCGCUCCUUCUCCAAUCGCAGCUCAAAUCGUCAUUUUCAUCGCCAGCCAUCGACCAGCUCUCCAUAGAACCUCAUCGGACAAGCCAGCUUUGCUCUCAGCUCAGGCCAAGGGCCCUGCAAAGGUCGACGGUGACGAUGCAGGAGCUGGACGGCCUGAUGGCCAAGCUGGAGCAGGACAACCGCAUCCUGGCGGAGCUCGACAAGAAGCGCUCCUGCCUAGGAUCGUCGUGCGGCCUACUUCCGGCUCGGCUCUGCGGGCCGUCCACGUCGGCGGCGCUGAGCACGUCCCUGAGCAGCACCCUGAGCCUGAGCGGCGGCGGCAGCAGCGUGGGCCACGCGACCACCGCCUCGUCGCUGGCGCCCGUAGCAGCAUCGCGCAGCAGCCUGGCGCAGCGCAACGCCAGCAACAGCCUGACGCUGCCGUCGCUGCCGCCCAACGGCAUCGUCCAUUCGGCGGCCGUCUCCACGGCCAUCCAGCAGCAGCAGCAGCAACUGCAGCAACAGCAGCUUCAGCUACAGCAUCUACUGCACCAGCAGCAAAGCCAGCAGCCCGUCACACCCACGCCACGGCUUCACAUCGACGCGCAGACGGCACAAGCGCUGGCCGUGGCCUCGAGCCAGCAGCACAACCAGCAGCCGUUAGCCACGCCGCCGCAGCAGCAGCUCUCGGCCCAGCAGCAGCAGCAACAGGUCGAGGAAGACCCGCUGGGCGUCGACUCAGUGGAGUACCUCGACCUACCGGGCCGGGGCCGCUGCCGCGUUUACGUGGCCCGAUACAGCUACGACCCGCUCAAGCAGUCGCCCAAUGAGCACCCCGAGGCCGAACUGUUCCUCUCCGCCGGCGAUUACAUACUCAUAUUCGGAGAGAUGGACGAGGAUGGUUUCUUCAAUGGAGAACUCCUCGACGGCCGCAAGGGACUGGUGCCUUCCAACUUUGUCGAAAAGCUCACUGGCGAGGACCUGCUUGAGUUCCAGACGUCCAUCCUGUACGGCAACCGCGACUCGGACGACAGCAGCGCUAGCGUCAGCUACGCGCCAGACUUGGACAACCUGGCCGGAUCGGAGGAGCAGCAUAGGCUGCCCCCAGAGGACUUCCAUCGAAUGAAUGACUACAUCGAUUUGGAAGAUAUCGAAGAAGUGGACGAAGACGCGCUUUCCGAGACCGAACGAGAAAACGACGGCACUGGCGGCUCCGCGGGCUUCCCGGUGCCCCCUCCUCAGCGGCUGGUGCUGGAGCGCCAGCUGAACAAGAGCGUGCUCAUCGGCUGGCUUCCCCCCGACGUGGUGCUGGGCUCCCUGGAGGCUUACCACGUGUACGUGGACGGCGUGCUCAAGGCCACCGUCCGAUCCGGGCACCGUACCAGGGCGCUCCUGGAGGGCGUCGACGCGGCACAGCCGCACCGGAUCAGCGUGAGGUCUGUCCUGACCUCUGGCCAGCAUUCAAGGGAUGCCGCAUGCACCAUUGUCAUCGGGAAGAACGUUCCGCUGGCACCGAGCUGCGUGAAGGCUUCGAACAUCACCUCGACGACGGCGACCAUCAGCUGGCUGCCGAGCAACUCCAACUUCAGCCACGUGGUGGCCGUCAACAGCGUGGAGAUGAAAUCGCUCAAGCCGGGCACGUUCCGCCACCUGGUGACGGGACUCGCGCCCAACACCUCGUACCGGGUGUCGGUGCGCGCCAAGCCCGGCCGGCUGCUCAUGUCGUCGGCCGCGGCCGCGCUCACGGGCGCUUCGGCGUCGGCCGACGAGCACGCCAAGGGCGCCGAGCCGCGCAAGCUCGCCAGCAUGCUCACCUCGUUCGUCGACUUCAGGACGUUGCCGAAAGGUAUUCCGGACCCGCCCGUGGACGUCCAGGUGGAGGCGGGUCCACAGGAAGGCACCGUGCUAGUCACCUGGCUACCAGUAACCAUCAACGCGUUGGGCACCUCCAACGGGGCCGCCGUCACCGGAUACGCUGUCUACGCAGCCGGCAAGAAGGUCACCGAGAUCGAUUCACCCACAGGUGACCACGCUCUUCUGGAAGUGACGUCCCUGCUGCCGUUGCACACGCGAGCCAUCACGGUGCGAACACGGGCGGGUGACUCGCUCUCCGUCGACUCUCUGCCCGUCGUCGUGCCCGACGAACUCGUGCAUCCCACCCGGACGUCCAAGUCGGCGGAACGCGUCGAAGAGAACCACUCGGAGUUGUCCGACAUUGUGGAGGAACUUGAGGACGAGAUGAUGGAGAACGGAGAGCUGGGUCACCGCGGAGCUCGCGGUUCGCGAGGCGUUCAAGGACCUGGCGGAAGGAAGCAUCACCAUCAUCACCAUCACCACCACCACCAACAGCCCCAGCAGCAACAGCAGAACAUGCAGCAACAGCAACAACCCGCCAUGCAUCACACUCAGCCACAACAUCACCAGAUGCACCAGAUGCACCAACCCGGCGGCCACCAGCAGUACCAGCAGUCGGGCAACAUGCACCAGCCGCCCCCUCAGCAGCCGCCCGUGGCGCAGCGGCGGCAGGGCCCCGCGAUGGCCCAGCAGCCGAUGCACCAGGGUGUCGGCGGUGGCGUCCACCACCACGGCGUCAGGCGCAGCGAGAAGCGAAACUCGGCCGGCCAGCUCAUCAUCGAGCCGGAGGACGCGCUCAGCGACAAGGAGAUCUACCCCUACUACGGGCCUUCGGGCAUGCCCAUGGACAUGGCCAAGGACAAUGAAGGAGGAGGCCUCGGCGUGGUGGACAACUACUCGGAGGAAGAGUUCGCCAAGUACGACAUGGGACCGCGGGGCGGCGCGCCGCGUCCAGCGGCCAGGCACCAGGUCCCCGGCCGGUACCACGGCGGAGGAGGAGGAGUAGGAGGGCCUCGGGGCGGUGUCGACCAGCACUGGUGGCGGCAUGGCGUAUCAAGAACGACCUAGGCCACGUCACCAACGCCACCCUCGAGGGCUAUGCGUCCGCUGGUUGACGACGAACCGCCUCCGGCCAGGGGAACCUACGGUCGCCCGUCGGGAACAGGGCGCGGCAGCAGCGGCGGCCAGAGGCAACCCCGAGUGCGCUGGUUCGUUGCGCUGUUCGACUACGACCCGCAGACCAUGUCGCCCAAUCCGGACACUGCCGACGAGGAGCUGCCUUUCCAGGAAGGGGACCUCAUCAAGAUCUAUGGCGGCAAGGACCAGGAUGGCUUUUACAAAGGAGAGUGCAACGGCCGCGUAGGUUUUGUGCCUUGCAACAUGGUGUCCGAGGUACAUUUGGACAACGAGACCAAUGAGCCACCUAGGUCGCGGCCUACUCAACACAGAGGAAACGAUUCUUGGGGAGGUGUUAUGCGACCACAGCCCAAGAGGAUGGUAGCUCUCUACGAUUACGACCCGGCUGAACUCAGCCCGAACCCAGAUCCUUUCUCGGAGCUGGCGUUCAGCACGGGCGACGUGAUCUACGUGUACGGCGACAUGGACGAGGAUGGCUUCUACUUUGGCGAGCUGCGCGGCCAACAGGGUCUGGUCCCUUCCAACUUCCUCACGGAGGCGCCGGCCGACUACGCGACCAACGACGGACAGCGGGGACCGUCUAGGCACGGUUCGUUGCAACAGCAGCACAAAGCCUCUUUUACUAACAGAACCAGUGAGAGCCCAACCUCUGUCAUGACCUGCGGGGCGAGCCCUCCAUGGGAGGCGGCGGACCCCGAGGUGGCGGCGGCGUCCACCCGUCUCAAGGAGUCCACGGGAGCGGCGGAGGCGGCUCCCAGAGGUCGCACUCGUCGGCCCCUGCGCACCAGGCUCCUGGGCCGGCGGGCCGCCACGGGCCGCCACCGGAGGACCACUGGUCGGCGCAGCAGCAGCAACACCACCACCAGCAACAGCAGCACCAGCAGCACCAGCAACAACACGCCUACCAGCAGCCGCACCAGCAGCGGGGCGGGCCCCCGCCAGGCUCGGGCGGCGGCUCGCUCGAGCCGUCCCACUACGAGCACCGGUCCCCGCACGAGCAGCGCGCCGCUUCGUACGCGUCUCGGCCGGUCGUGGGCACAGCGCAGCGAUGGUGAGGCGACGCCGUCGACGCUCCUCCUGCCCGCCCGGAGACGCGGCUGCCUGCAGACCCGGCAGCUGAAGCGGCGACGAGCGGUGACGCCACCGCGGCCACCUUCGACCCUGGUGGCCAACGGGAAGCAUUCGCCGGCGCCGGCGACGCCGGUCGCCGAGUCGCCGCCGCCACUCGAACAGCUGAGGCCCAAGAAGAAAGGCCGCUUCCGCUUCCUGCACGCGCUCAAGAGACUGUUUGGCAUGAAGGGAAAGCGUGGCGCCGCGCCUCCUCCUGUCCCCUGAGAAUGCCCUCCCGCCGAGAGGGCCCGAGGGCCAGCCAUCUCUUCUGAAGAUCUGAGCAGGGCGUCGCUCGCUCGAGAGGCAGCGCUGGAUAUAGGCUCGCCUGCACCGACGUGUAGCCGGCAAGGCUUAGCUCACGCCGCGCUCUCUUUCUGCAUGGCUCCGCUUCGGGACGCACUUACGUAUGCUGUGACACGUAAACGCGGAUGUCGAUUGUUCGUCCUGCUUUGCUGUGCGUUUGAGGAGGGUAAGACUAGACGUCUAGUUGAAUGAUCGACAGGUCGACUAAAAAUGCCACGUUGACAGACAUUGGAGUUGGAAACAAUGCCUGAAACUGGAUUGGAAGAAAUGCCGGCAAAGCCGGCUUUGGAUUUACGGAAGGUGGUGAGUGACCUCUACAGAGGUGAGGAAGAAGUGGUACAGAGGGCUAACAUUUACGAUUUUUACUCAAGGUCCUUCCGUGGUUAUUAAGAAGGGCAAUACUGUGUUUGAGACAAACAAGCCAAUGAAUAAACGCUAAACACCUCCACGUUAUGGCCAUUCAUGAAAGCUUGACAAAAAAUGGAGCUCAAGAAACAUUUCUCUAGGGAAUACGGAAGAGAGUACUCUGGAGCUCUCCUGGAUCUCUCUGGUUUCCAUACCUUGCGUUCUAGAGAAAUCGAACCCGUAUGUCUAAAACAAAUUCUAGAGAUGCAGCCAUCGACAUCGCUUGAAGGCAUUCAGCUUGCCCCUAAGUCAGAUCGGACACCAAGGUUCCUGCGUACUUAGAGUGAAAAUCGUCCGGUCUGUCCUCAAGAGCAGGACGAACAAUGCAUUCCGCCUUUGCUUCGUUCUGGAAGCGGUUGACCCUCUGCUCGAAGUAAAAAAAGCCUCUUGGUCUUCUGCUGGCCACCAACAUCUGUCGUACCUCACUGGCCUUUAUUUCACCCUCGUUUGGAGCGUUAUGCUAAAAGCGAACAACCUCUCUUCACCACGCUGUUCACCCUCGAGAAUAAAGGCCACAUGCUCCAUUCGGUGGUCGUCGUUGAAACGUUUGAAGAGACAUCGCCAUCUCGUCGUGCAGGACGGCGAGAACACGCCUUCCGUCGCAACACUGCUCAGCGAGUGUGCAUGACGUUGUGGCCAGUGCAUCGUGGACAAGAAACUCUCGAAGCCACCCCCCCAAACCCACCAUUUUGUCACCUGCUGCAUACGCUGCCUUCUGGGGCGAGAAGAACCGGACAACUUCCGCAAUGGUGUCUGUUCGUGCGCGUCGUCGUGUAUCCAGCAGAAAUGGCAGGCGCCAGAGGGCCUACCUGCGUGUAUUAGCUGUGUGAUUUGUUCUCGCAUACAAACUUUUAAGACUUUACGUGAAUUCUUUUACUUCUCGUUGUCUCGAUCCCUUCCCGUGUCCCAUAAAAAAAACGUCGAUUAACGUUCAAAGGAAGCAUGAUCAUAUUCAAUGUACAAAGGAACUGUCUUAACUGAAUUUUCAUGUCACAGGUCUGCGCGUCAUUAAGCUAUACUAUAGCGGCUGUGCGGUUACGUGCUGUGGUCACCAUAUAGUAGCGCAAAGCUGUACCGCAUACACACACAUACCCACACACACACACACACACACACCUGUAUCGUUGAUCGCACUGGGGCAGUUUUGUUUACACCAAGCUUUGUCUUGUUUAUGCUUGUUCGUGUUAUUUUAUUUUUCUUUUAUGACACCGCGGAAACUUAUCUAAUCGAGCCGCUGAGCAUCGUCUUCAAAUAAUUUUGUAAGCGAGCUCCACACUGUCUGUACAUCGGUGUCUGCACGUCUCGAGCCGUUUUCACAGUGUGGGGCGCGAUGGAAGUUACGUGUGCGUUCGAAAUCGACACCCAUCAGCAACCGCUGCAUCGUUUUUCGCACCGAAGCGACGUGUAAUGAAUGACACGCUAGAAAAGCAUCCCGUUUUACGAGCGGCCGCUUCCAAACCAGCCAUGAGCAGGUUCUCGCUUCGCGAAGACGCGGCAUCCUUCGGAGCGAAAUCGCAAAACGGAAUCGGAUGACGACAAGGAGCGCCAUUUUGCACAUAUCCGCGGACACGUCGCCCGCGAGCAUGCGCGCACGCUCUGAACGCCUGGUCGUUCGAGCACUUCGCGCCCCAUUCCACGUGCCAACAGCGGACGUUCCGCCACUCAGGAAUCUCGUCCCUAAACCAUGCCGACGCUUAUUAGCAUACCACUGAAACCACUUCGAACCACGCGGACCUCCCGACCUUCUUGCUUUUCCCAAGACGAAUGACGUGCGCUUGCGUGUUCGCGUCUGUGCGUGCGUGCGUGUGUAUGUAGUUUUGUCCCGCUUCGAGCUCGCUUUUGGCCCCGGUAAUAUGCACCUCUUGUGUUUUCGGUUUACUUUUGUCGUAAGCGCGACAUAAUGGCAAGAGUUUGCAUGACUUCAUUUGCACAUGAAGUACUGGUCACCAGGGAUGGACACCUUUGGUGGAGCGCAACGGGUGUCAAAAAAACAUUCGGUGGCAACUACUUGUUGCGUCCCGCAGCAACCGCACUCGUGUAAAGACCGACCGAGAUUGUUUACGCUUCCUGUGCAGAAGAGUACGGUUAAACGCUUAAGACCUCAAUUCGGCUCCAUUCCUACCAGUGGCCGCGAUGCACUAUAUAGUCAUCCAGAAGCAAUCGGUAAAUCUGUUCUAAUUUUGUUCAGGACUUUAUUAAUGGGAUAAACUUCGCCUGAUACAAUUGAAAGUAGCGCGAAAGCGAAGCAUCUCUUAAGUAAUGUUAAAGAAUGAGGAGCCUCUCAUUUGAAAUGAAAGUUCCGGACAUUUUAUAAGCGUCCUUGUGCCAUUGUUGUGGCUUCAAAACACCGCUCACACCACGAGAGGGGAUUGACCGUACAGAAGGUCACUAUAACUAUACAUACCGAGGAAUAAAGAAGACACGUUUGGUGACACGAUGACACUGAAAUGUGAUUUGACAAAGCACAAAAAAUGAAAGGUGCCAUACAACAGAGCACCCACGGGGAGCUGCUACACUGGGCCAGUAGCUGACACCCAAAUGACGUGCACCAAACCAUAAUAGACUGGAAGUCGGUAGACGUUAAACAUAAAUGCCUUGUUCUAACGCGGUCACGUACGCGAAUCGAAAUUUUCCAGCAAUGUUUUCUCUUUAUUUACAAUAUUCUUUUUUAGUUUUCUUUUUUUCUCCCUGCCUAUUACUGACCGAUUCAUGGCCUAUCCCCCGUAGUAGGUUGAGCCAUAACACCAUGCACCAACCAAGCAACCAAUGUAUCUUGCAUGUUAUUUAGCUUCGCACUUUCUUGAUAGGCCAUUCUUAUUGUUUCAACCACGUGUUUUCAUUUAUAUUUAUUCCUUCGCUCUUUCCGUGCGACCGCGCUGUGGAGUUCAUUAUCUGAACGAAGGGCUCGUUAACUAGCUGUGUUGUUCAAAGACACAGAGAUCCUUGGCUCUUGCUGAUUACUGCGCGAUUCCAGGGCCAUAUAUUGUUUCUGUGAUUGUUUGAUUGAAAUGCCUUCCGAGUUUUGUGCACAUCGGCUGCGCAACCUAAAUUUGAUGGCUUCGAAAAAUCACUCAAAACUAGCAUUGUGUCAGCUUUUCCUACUUCUUGACCCAGCAGAAACGCUGUUCAGUGUAACCCGUCGAGCUUUCUCGGGUUGUGUAGCCGUACUUUACCAUUGACUGGGACGUCGACGUGCCAUCUCACAGCUAGCUGCCAUUGACUUGAUCCGUUGGCUGCCAAUGGAUUGUUUACCAAGUAAACCAAGACAGUGUCUAGCCUUUGGCAAACGUAAGUCAGUGUCUCCUUACAGUUUACUCAUUUUACUCUGAGAAUUCGGCUCGAGUGUGUGUGUGCCUGUAAACAUUGCUCCGUAUAUCAAUUGACAGUUAAAUGCAAAGCACGUCAAAUAUCCAUGCCUUCUCAGAAGCAAAGCUGCCUGCUCGAGCUAGCCGAGUCUCUUGGAAAGCCGAGUUAAUGGUUAGAAAUGCUUUGCGAUAGAAAACAAGUAAUUGUCGACAAUGCUCGCUUCGGGGUUUCGCGAACUAGAAAAAAAAAAAGAAGAUAAAUCCUGAAGCUGAAGCCUCGCAAAGUCGAUGAAGAGAAAGUAUCCGCCUUGCUGACGCUUUGGUGCUACGUGUUUCUACCUAACGGAGCAUAGAUGUUAGGUGCGCUGAAGAAACCCGGCGACAAAGUGGCGUUGAUUUCAGAGGAGGCGGGGCGUGUCUGACCUUGUUUGAGAACAGUAGCUUUUAACAGUUUUACGCUGCUGGCGUCGUUGCUUAACUUGGCCACGUUUGUAUAUAAGGUGCCGGAGAAGAUCCCAACAAAUGAACAUUUCGCAAACUGUUACCGCUCUUAUUCCUUCGUUUUCUUCCUUCUUUUUUCAUCAACUCCUGGUGCAUACUGUGUUCGCAAACUUAACGACGCUCAAACCGACUCAGCGGUCUUCGUUUUCCACGUAAAAUGUCAACAUCACACACGCGCACACGCUGUGGGGAGUCUUGAGUAGAUAUAGGAAGUCCGAUGUAAGCAAUGUGACAUGCCUUUAAGCGCUUGCGUGGCUCAGUGGUAAAGUAAUGUGACAUGCCUAGAUGUCUUGUAAGAAAUGUCAUCUUGACAGCAUAGUUCGCCUUCUCACGCAUGUAAUAGACUGACGCCCGGUAACGUUAUUCCUUUUUCUGUGCCCACAAAUGCAGAACAAUACUUCGACAAGCGCCUAGCAACCCAACGCGUCGCGAAAUUGAUGGCCUUGAUAUUCCUUUUUGCUAACGUUGUUUCGACUUGUGCAAUGUCCAUCUAUAACAUCUAACCUAACUGAGACAUCGCGUUGAUUUUUUUCUACUGCAGAAUUAGGGUGUUUUCUAAUGAUUGUAGCCUUCCUAACUCUAUUCAGCCGUUAAGUGAAAGCAAGUUUGUCGUGUAUUUCCUAGAGUUUGUUUCUUGUAACGAUUUUGUAGGAAGAUUGACAGGUGUGCGAGUUUUUGUGAAAUUCUCGCGAAAUGUUGCGCACGAUGAGCAUUGCUAUGGCAUUGUGGGAUGUGUUCGAUGAGUGGCCGAUGUGUACAGUUAAGAGGCGACGGUAUACAAUGCACCUACGUGUGCUAAUUUCAGACGUCGUGUAAAACAGUGUUACGGCUACGCCGCACCGCAGAAGAGCCAUUUCUCGUUGGUGUUCGCGUGGUUGCAGCGUAGUCAAUCAGCGGCGAGGAAAUGCUUCGGCGGAAUACCCGUGUACAUGACCCGAUAGAAAUGCUCGUUAUCUUUAACAGACGAAAAAAACGUGAGAAUACCGGUUACAACCACUGCCCCUUCUUAUGGGAUAACUUUUGAGAACUUGCACUGAUUGUUCCUUUGUUUAGGAGUACCCAUUGGUGCCUAUUUUGUACUUUCCGCGUAGCUUCCAUGCUUUACAGCUAAUCUCUCAUUCGGCAGUAAACAAGUCUGAGCAGAUACGAUUAGCUACUUAAUUAACGGCGACCACAACAGACGUAUUUCCGACAUGUAAUCGGCGCAUGCCUUCCAUGGGUAUAGAUAGUCUAUUGAUUGCCUCUGGAUUUGUGAAUCGACACUUGUUGUCAAUCAAUGUAUAUGAACUUUCUUCAAACAUCCCGUUCGGAAGAAACCGGUGGACCGCUAUAGACUGAAAUAAUAUGCUCGACAACGACUGUUUCCUAUAGAUAAUGUGUAGAAAUCAUAUCGCCGAAAGGACAGGUCUAUGAGGAAGGCGAAUCGAUCUACAAAAAGCCCACAGGGAAUCUACGCUCUGCCAACAUUAGUUAAAGUUCUGGCCCUGAUCACAGCUUGGGCAUAGCGAAGCGGGAAAUACUGGCGGAAAUGCUUCUCAAGUGGUCGGCGCUUCAAGUAGCUCGAUACUCGCACGAGUGAUUGGCCGAGAGUUAUAUCACACCGCGCCCGUCUCGUCGUCUUCUAUAUUUUUUUUUUCUUAACGUCUUUGUCCGCGUCGCGAACGCUCGCCCCUGCGACCGCGCCGAGGCGCUCAAAAAAUCCCCACGUCGCGUCACACGUCAAUGUCCCCGCUCCUUUCCUUUCCAUAAUUCAAGCGGGUCGUGAAGCGAGGUUGAUAUACCUAUGCGGAGCGCCAGUGUUCGUCACAUAUCGUCUUUUAACCACCCGUCACUGUCUCACGGAAUCAGAGCACCGGGAAACGACGACGACGUCGCGUUAUCCUGCGGUCUUGGUGUGCAAGUCUUGUGAAUGACACGGGACAUUAGUAUGUCUUGCUCGUGUAUACAUAUAUAGAGUGACCCGGUCGGGGCCGAAAACUGGACGUCUUGGGGAUGAACCCACAACUUCGGUCUCUCGUACCUACGCGAGCGCCGCUGAGGGAGGUAUAGGACACGAACGCGAGAGUUUGAACACACACCACACACGCAUAUGUGAAUGUGCCUUUUUCAGUUGUAACCUACUUCCCCGUUCUUUGUUCGUGCAACGCGUGUCGGCCGUGUCGUGUGUGCUUGGAAAAGGAGUGAACGAGAGAAAGACAGAAAGAGCGGUGUUGUUUUUUUAUUAUUAUUACUAUUAUCGUACUCUUGUUUUCAUUUUGAACGUGAGCUGCGCGCGCAAUGUAAAUAUGUCCAGACACAAAAGACACCGCAGUUUUUUCACACACACGCACACAUUCUGAUGAGGCGUUCGUCGUUUUCGUUUGCUCUUCGGAGAAGACACCGAUGCAUUAUGUGUAUAAUCGCACGAGACGUAUUGUGUAACUAAUGUGUGGCGCGUCUGUCAGCCGUUUCGGAGGUCCGCGGCGCGCGAUCGCUUUGGCCCGGCCAUUGCUGCAACCUGCUGCUGCAUGCGAGCAUUAUUAUUACUAUUAUUUGUUUUGAUGUGCAAUAACAAUGAUGACGCUGAACGGCGCAUUGUCGCUUUUAACGCUUCGCAACUCUCUGGCUGUUGCUCGCCCCCCUUACAUAUGUCCCGACCCCCUUUUGACCAAUAGCCCGGUUUGCAUUUCUGUAUUCUUCUUUAUUGUUUCAAGUUCUUCUUUAUUUAAUAACUGCACGGUGUACGGCAGCAUAUGCAUAACGCGGGAAGCUCGAGAAUAGUAAUCUUCUCAUUUCGCUUUUUUUUUUCUUUCCUGCCUAUCGUGGCUUUUUUUCUUUCUCUUCUACAACUUUUUUGCGACUGAAACCUUCGGCGCACUUCAGCAUUUGUGGCCAUCAGAUUAGCGUUAACGCCGCUGUGACGCUUGAAAUAACCCUGCAUGCGCGUUUUGGUUUGGAGGAGGGACCACAAACAUUCUUGGCCUAAGUUAUUUUGCUGACGAUAACUAUCUGGCGUUGGUUUGCCCCGCGAACCCACGAGCUUUCUGCAUCGUGAGCUCGUGCCCAAUCUAAACACAAGUACCACUGGUACUUAGCAUGUACGGUUCGGAUUAGGCGGUGUGGCGGCCGCUGCCGCCGGUACGUGCCUGUUAGCGUAAGUUGGAAAACCGUCUUAAUUAUUUGAAAAUGUCUAUUUUUACUCCUGAUACAUGUUAUUCGUAGUAGGCAUAUUUAUAGGUCACUCCGAUUCGAUAAGAAAAAUGUGUGCAGGGUGUCAAACGAUUCACCUUUUCGAAAGGACCAAGCUGGUGCCGCCUGAAAGUUGGCAGGGUUUAAAGACCGAGCAAGGCGGACGCGAGUGACGUCAAUCGCAAGUGAUUUGCGCGCAAAACACGUGUGAGAGUCCCGAUGUGUUUAGGAUGAAAAUGAAAGAGGACUGUGCAUGGUUGAAAUGUUUGGAACUGGUCUUGGAAGAGAUAUUACUGCUGCUUGCCAAAAUUGUGGCUAGUCGUUUGUUGCAGCGUCAGUGUGAAUUAUGAUGCACUUCUCGAGUUCCAUUUGUUGUGAACAUUUUUUUUUGUAUGCUUUUGUGACUCAUUGAGCGUUCUGUUUUAUGCUUGUGUCGCCAGCAGCAUCGCAUGUUUCUCGAAUUAAUGUACGCGCUAGACUCCUUUCUUCUGUUUUCAUGUUGCAACUGCUUUUGGAUCUGUGAGAGGGAGACACUUUGUUAUCUGUGAUGUUCCUCGGCGGAAAAAAAAAAGAAGCCCCGACGCCUCUCGUCCUCAGUUUGACAUGAACUUUGUCUCAAGGUUGUGCAAAACUUACUCCUUUCUUCCUUCUCCCAACCUCUCUCUCUCUUCUCCCGCUGCUGACAUUUCACCAGGUUUCAUCUUUCUCAAAAACGGUGUCGCACAUUCCGCAAUAAAAAAAGAACUAUGAUGAAGAAAUGAA
Dermacentor silvarum is the source of this 14621-nucleotide messenger RNA. RefSeq lists its product as uncharacterized. Gene Ontology annotation, molecular function: protein binding. Lineage: Eukaryota; Metazoa; Arthropoda; Arachnida; Ixodida; Ixodidae. Gene Ontology annotation, biological process: neuromuscular synaptic transmission. The record is from RefSeq and is a predicted model, not a curated record.